UAUAAAAUUGGUCAAAGUUAAAAAAGUUUGACUCAUAUGGAUUUUAGGAGUUUGACUCAACUUUCAAGGUGGGAGUUGAAACUUUCACGGUAGAGGGAGUAAGCUUUUACAUAGGUCAUAUAGCCUCAUAGAUAGGUGAAGCAACUUCCAUUGGUCGGCCAGUGGCAUUAAAGAAAUAUGCCCUUAACAAUCCGUCUCAGUUCACAAAUCGUUUCCUUUAAAUACAACAACACACUACUACUGCCUCCAACAGUCCAACCCCCUCUCAAAGCUGUGAACUUGAUCUUUUGCUCCAACAGAGCUUCAGUCUUUUAGACUUCAGAGCACGCCAAAAUUCUAUCAGCAGCCAUCGUCGUCAUGGGGAACUGCCUGGUGAUUCAUUACAGGAAGGAGAUGAAGAUCAUGAGCGUGGAUUAUGGCAGCAGCCAAGUCUUCAGGGUGCAGCCAUCCCCCAGCAGAUUGAUGAAGGUUCAAGACGACGACUCCCUCGGCGAGCCCCUGCCGGCGGCGAGCGUUCUUCCGGUGAAGAAGGCGCCGGCGGGCACCGUCAGGGUGAAGCUGGUGAUCAGCAAGCGGGAGCUCAAGAGGAUGCUCGACAAGGAAGAAGGCAUGUCGCUGGACGACGUGGUGUCUGUGUCUCUCAUGCGCAAAGAGGCGAGUGAUCGUGAACAGGUCGAGUACUGCUCCGGAGGGUGGCGGCCUGCGCUGGAGACCAUACCAGAGGGCAGCGAUGUAGUAUAGCAGCCGCCCGGCCGAGGUCGUUCAGGAUAUCAAAGAUACCUUGUAAGACAUGCUAUAUCUAUACAUGUAGUAGGAGUUUUGAGAUAGUGAUUCUCAUCAUCUUUUCAUAUGCUAUGUAUACAUGUAGUAGGAGUUUUGAGAUAGUGAUUCUCAUCAUCAUUUCUUGCUGCUGGUCUCAGCUUAUGUAAAGAAGCUAGGUAAAGAUGAUCAUGGAAAUCAAUCAGGAGCUUGCUCGUUGGUCUGAAAAGUCAUAGCUGAAAAUACUGUUCGAUGAUUUAUUAUGAAAGAAGUUCGCUGAUUUAUUA
This is a messenger RNA of Sorghum bicolor (sorghum), 1046 nucleotides long. RefSeq lists its product as uncharacterized. Bases 358 to 741 code for a protein of 127 amino acids. The record is from RefSeq and is a predicted model, not a curated record. Lineage: Eukaryota; Viridiplantae; Streptophyta; Magnoliopsida; Poales; Poaceae. The transcript has a single exon.